Molecule: messenger RNA, 1269 nt
Organism: Parathielavia appendiculata
Lineage: Eukaryota; Fungi; Ascomycota; Sordariomycetes; Sordariales; Chaetomiaceae
Product: Aldo/keto reductase
Exons: 3
Coding region: 65-1213 (382 amino acids)
Molecular function (GO): oxidoreductase activity
Source: RefSeq, a predicted model, not a curated record
UCUUGAUUGAAGCAGUGCAGGUUUGACAAAUCGACUGAAGCACCAACCCAAAGCUCUCACCAAUAUGCUCAACCUCCUGCCCCUGGCGCCGCCCGCACAAGGCCCCCUAGCCCGCUACCGUCUUCUCUCUCCCACAGCCUCGAUUCGCGUCAGCCCGCUAUGUCUCGGGGGCAUGAGCUUGGGCGAUGCCUGGAAAGACUUCCUGGGCCCGUGUGACGAGAAGACCACCGAGGAGAUCCUCGACUACUUCUUCGAGCAGGGAGGCAACUUCAUCGACACGUCCAACAACUACCAGUUCGAAGAGUCCGAGACGCGCAUCGGCAACUGGAUGAGGAAGCGCAACAACCGCGACCAGAUGGUGAUUGCGACCAAGUACACCACCUGCUACAUGGGCGUCGACGCCGGCAUGACGCCCAAGCAGCACAUCCUCGUCAACUACACCGGCAACGGCUCCAAGAGCAUGCGCUUGUCGGUCGAGGCCAGCCUCAAAAAGCUGCAAACCGACUACAUCGAUCUGCUUUACGUGCACUGGUGGGACUUCUCGGCGUCGAUCCCCGAGCUGAUGCAGUCACUCAACCACCUGGUGGCCGCGGGCAAGGUGCUCUACCUCGGCGUCUCGGACACGCCAGCUUGGGUGGUCAGCAAGGCGAACGAGUACGCCCGCUGCCAUGGGCUGCGCCAGUUCUCGGUCUACCAGGGCCGGUGGUCGGCCGCGGCCCGCGAUUUCGAGCGUGACAUCAUCCCCAUGUGCCGUGCCGAGGGCAUGGCGCUGGCCCCCUGGGGCGCUCUGGGGGCUGGCAAGUUCAAGACCGAGGCGCAGCGGCAGACGGCCAAGAAGGAAGGCCGCGCCGUCGAGGCGUCGCCGGCCGAGAUCCAAGUCAGCCGGGCGCUCGAGGCGGUGGCCCAGCGUAAGAACACGCUCGUCACCAGCGUCGCGCUGGCCUAUGUCUCCGCGAAGGCGCCGUAUGUGUUCCCCAUUGUCGGGUGCCGCACCCUGGACCACCUCAAGGGCAACAUCGAGGCGCUCUACCUCAAGCUCUCGAAGGAGGACAUCGAUGAGAUAGAGAGCGCAGCGCCGUUUGAUCUUGGAUUUCCCCUAACCCUCCUCUACGGGGGUAACAAGGCACCCGAGGUCCCUGGCGCGGUUUGGGUUCUGGCCAUGGGCGGCACGCUAGAUCAUGUCCCGGAGUCAAAGCCUUUUGCGAAGGAGUAGGCGGAAAUGACGGUCAGAAUCAAGCCUAGGGUAGAGAAAUGAUAUUGAAUUGCCAG